This is a messenger RNA of Malus domestica (apple), 619 nucleotides long. Its product is annotated as auxin-induced protein 15A-like. Gene Ontology annotation, biological process: response to auxin. Lineage: Eukaryota; Viridiplantae; Streptophyta; Magnoliopsida; Rosales; Rosaceae. The record is from RefSeq and is a predicted model, not a curated record.
GUGGUUAAUGACCAAAUAAUAAAUCUACAACUUCUCAAGUAUAGUUGUUCCACAAACUCCUUUCUUCUUCAAGUUUUUAUAAACUCGACUACUAGUCUUUACUAUCACGAUUUACAACAAUGGGAUUCCGUCUUCCAUCUGUAAUUCCUGCCAAGAAACUUCUUCAGCGUUCUCUUUCAAAUUCAAGUCAAGGAGCUUCGAAUAAUUUAGCUGAUGUCCCAAAAGGUUAUUUUCCAGUUUAUGUUGGCGAGAGUGAGAAACAGCGGUUUGUUGUUCCUAUAUCAAUCCUCAACCAGCCUGCAUUUCAAGACUUGCUAAGUGCGGCUGAAGAAGAAUUCGGAUUUGAUCACCCAAUGGGCGGUCUGACAAUUCCCUGCAGACAAGAUGCCUUCCUUGAUCUUAUUUCUAGCUUGAAAGCAUUAUGAGAUUGGAUAAUGGAGAACAAUUACAUGAACUCUGUGAUUGUCACACAAUUUUGUGCAAAGGAAUAUUUACACAUUUUUUUUUCGAUUGAGGAGGGAGAAUUAUUGUCUCCCCAGAUCGGAUAAUGCAUGUAAAUGGAGAUUUUAGCAAUAUUCAUAGCUUCUUUAAUAUAGAAAAAGAAUCCUCAUUUACUUAA